Messenger RNA from Prunus dulcis (almond), 1188 nucleotides. RefSeq names its product ribosome-inactivating protein bryodin II-like. NCBI's taxonomy places the organism in Eukaryota, Viridiplantae, Streptophyta, Magnoliopsida, Rosales, Rosaceae. The coding region runs from base 81 to 965 and encodes 294 amino acids. Gene Ontology annotation, biological process: negative regulation of translation. The transcript has a single exon. Gene Ontology annotation, molecular function: rRNA N-glycosylase activity. The record is from RefSeq and is a predicted model, not a curated record.
UUCAUUCAUUCAGAAAACACAGAGAAGUAAUUUUUCAUACAGAUUUCUUCUCUCAAUUAUUUCUUCUGUUUGCUUUAAAAAUGAUACUAUCCUUCUCCACUAAGAAUGCAACCCCUGAGACAUACCGCGACUUCAUACAAGCUCUGCGAGACCAACUCACAGCCGGACGACCCACAUCACACGGUAUACCAGUGCUGCCUCGAAGAGAAGAUGUGCCGGACGCGCAGCGCUUUCUUCUUGUUGAUCUCACAAACUCUCAAGGCAAUACCAUCAGGCUCGCAAUCGAUGUGGUCAACGCUUACGUGGUGGGUUAUGCUGCAGAUGGUCGAGCCUAUCUUCUUCAAGAAAAUGCUCGUGAUAAUCGGCCUCCAAUCCACACUUUAUUCCGCGACGCCACCACUCGGAUUGAUCUGGGCUUCGACGGCAGCUACAGCGGGCUUUCGCGGGUUGCACGAGAAGCAGUAGAACGGAAUACCCCACGUAAUCGUGCUCGUAACCGAGCUGGGGCAAGUGCGCAUGACAAUACACCUGUGCUUGAGCAAAUCCCCAUGGGACGCAAUGAACUAGAUACCGCCAUCAGCCUGUUGUCCUCCGCGUCAUCCCCAACCAACCAAGCCUUAGGGUUUAUCGUCAUCAUUCAGAUGCUGUCAGAAGCGGCAAGGUUCCGGGCCAUUGAGGGACUAGUCCGCACUACCAUGCGGGAAACGUACGAUCCACUUAUGCGAGGCCUUGCAAUGGAGAGCCUGGAAACCCAUUGGUCUGAUCUCUCCGAACAGAUCCAGAGGGCACAACAGCGCAAUGAAACAGGCUUCGAUAGGACUAUUAUGCUCCACAAUGUCGGAAAUGAACGCCGCGAAGUAAACAGUGUUGAUUCACCCUUCGUUCGGGGUGUCGCGAUGCUGCUCUACGAUCGAAACGGAAAUUGCAACCCUGGAUCUGGACCUCAUCGUCAUGAUGAAUUGUAAUUGUAAUACUUCAACUUAGUUGACUUUUGUUGUUGUUUGCUUUGCUUGGUUGACCCUUCCGUUUUGAGAGGUGUGCAAUUUGCAAAUCGUGUCGUUCGUGUGUAAUAAAAUAACGGCCAGCAAGGUUAACUUCUGUUCUCCAGUUAGUAUUUUUCACAUGUAAUAUCGCUUUCAUCACUGGAAAUUGUGUUAAUGAUUCAAUGUCUCUAGUGGUUUCACAUAA